Sinocyclocheilus anshuiensis is the source of this 1424-nucleotide messenger RNA. RefSeq names its product potassium channel subfamily K member 17-like. The coding region runs from base 525 to 1424 and encodes 299 amino acids. Gene Ontology annotation, biological process: stabilization of membrane potential; potassium ion transmembrane transport. NCBI's taxonomy places the organism in Eukaryota, Metazoa, Chordata, Actinopteri, Cypriniformes, Cyprinidae. The transcript is spliced from 5 exons. Gene Ontology annotation, cellular component: plasma membrane. Gene Ontology annotation, molecular function: potassium ion leak channel activity; outward rectifier potassium channel activity. The record is from RefSeq and is a predicted model, not a curated record.
UUCAGAGAUUUGAAAAUAGUAAAUAUUGUGGUUCCAUAUAUUGGCAUAUAUGUGUAAGUAUGUGUUCUUGUGUUUGCCACUGGCAAGGCUAUAGAUCAGACAUGCCUAAAGUAAAUAUAUUACUGUGAUGAACCGAUGGUGAGACGUACAGAUGAUCACUGACACAUGACUUUCCUCUUUUUGGUGUGUGCUUAGGUACUCUUUAAACUAAUUGAUUUGUAUAAAAAUAAAAAAAUAAAAAUGUUUAAGUGGAAAAGUUAAGUUUUGAUACAAGAACAUGAAACCAUUGGCAGAGAGUACUGACUAGCUUCUAACCACUUCAACCCCCCUUUUUAACUCCUCACUCACUUUGUCUUCUGCUCUCCUUCAAUCAACAUUUGCAUGCCAGGUCAUAAGGUCUGAUUCUGGCAUUCAUUACUCAAGGGAGUGAUUUGCCUGUCACAUAAACAAAAAGUAAUCCACACCCAGUAGCACCAUCCUGCAACUGCAUCGGCAGACAGGUGAGCCAGGUGACCAAAGGAACCAUGCUUCCCAUGUUUUCGGGAAAGUUAUGCCAGUUUCUCAGCGUAGCUCGGUUCCCUUCUAUCCUGUUCCUUGGAAUUAUUUAUGUAGCCUAUGUUCUUGUUGGAGGGCUGAUCUUCUGGAAACUAGAAGGAUGGUAUGUGUUGCAACAGAUUGAUCUCCUGAAAGAGAAAAGAAUGAAACUACUUGAGAAGUACCCAUGUGUGGGUCAGAAUGGGCUCCGAGAACUAGCACAGAUGAUAAAAGCUGCUUCCCUGAGUGGCUUGAGUCCAGACAGCAAUGACACCGCAGAUGGCUUCUGGAAAUUUACCAGCUCAUCUGUGUUUGCGGCAACUGUGGUCACAACUAUUGGCUAUGGGAAUAUAAUUCCACUGACGACAGCUGGUCAAAUCUUCUGUGUGUUGUUUGCACUUUUUGGCAUUCCCCUGAAUGUAGUGAUCUUAAAUAGAGUUGGAAAAUACAUGCUGGCCAUUGAAAGGAAUUUUUGCAAUUUUCUGGAGACAAAAAUUGAUAGAGGGAAAUGUGUACGAAUAUCCAUUCACAGUAUAUCUUUUGUGAGCUCAGCAUUUCUAUACUUUGUGGUUCCUAUGCUGCUUUUCAAAGAGUAUGAGGGAUGGAGUUACGCUGAAGCCAUUUAUUACGGCUUCAUAACACUCAGCACUAUUGGAUUCGGAGAUUAUGUUGCAGAUCACAACCCAGCAAUAAACUACCCAGAGUGGUACAGUUGUCUGAUGGCAGCCUGGAUAUUCUUUGGCCUGGCUUGGCUCGCUCUUCUGAUCAAUCACUCCAUUGAUUUACUGGAGAGUGUGAAUGCUUACAUGAGAGGAAGGCAGAAUGCACAAACACAAGUGGAGGAGUCCAAAGAACAGCCAGAAAAAGGACUGAAAGGGGAAGAAACAUGA